UGGUCCAUAAACCACUGACCACCGCAGUAUGAAGACGCGUUUUCUUCUCGGCUGUACUAAUGAAGGGAUCAGUAAAUGCCUUUAGUUUGGAGGGAGGACUGAAUUGAGCUUUAUAUAAUGACUAAAGAUUAAGGACUAAGGAUUCCCUAUUUCACCUGCUCCUCUGGAUUAUUUCUGCACAAUCGCAACGGUGCGAGAGUUUUUUUUUCCGUAGGACCCGUAUUCAGUCUGACGGAUUUCUACCCUUUCUGACCAGAAAAGCAGCAACUAUGUCUCAAUCAAAUGGCUUCACUGUGAGUGACGAAGGGUGGGAGUCACACAAGAAAAUGAUGGUGGAGCCCCUGGCUAUCAGCGACUCAGAGGUGUUCUCUAUCAUAAAGAAUGAGAAGCACAAGCAGAUUUAUGGUCUGGAGCUAAUAGCAGCUGAGAACUUUACCAGCAGAGCUGUUCUUGAGGCUCUUGGCUCCUGUUUGACCAACAAGUACUCGAAAGGGUUUCCUGGCCAGAGCUACUACUACAAUGGUUUGGAGUAUAAUGAUGACCUGGAGACACUUUGUCAGAGGAGGGCACUGGAGGCCUUUGGUUUGGAUUCAGAGAAAUGGGGAGUCAACGUGCGUCCAUACUCAGGAUCCCCUGCUAACUUUGCUGUGUACACGGCUGUCGUGGAACCACGUGGUAGGAUCAUGGGCCUGGAUGUUCCUGAUGGGGGUCACCUGUCGCAUGGUUUCAUGACUAAUGAAAAAAAAAUUGCAGCAACAUCCAUCUUUUUUGAAACUAUGCCAUACAAGCUGAAUCCAGAAACCGGCUACAUUGACUAUGAUAAACUGCAAGAAAAUGCACGGCUGUUCCACCCCAAACUCAUCAUUGCAGGGACAAGCUGCUAUUCCCGUAACCUUGAGUACGACCGCUUGAAGCAGAUUGCCAAUGAGAAUGGGGCAUAUCUGAUGGGGGACAUGGCUCAUAUUUCUGGGUUAGUGGCUGCUGGGGUGGUGCCCUCACCCUUUGAACAUUGUGACAUUGUCACAACAACUACUCACAAAAGUUUGCGAGGCUGCCGUGGUGGACUUAUCUUUUAUCGGAAAGGAGUACGGAGUGUGGACGCCAAAGGAAAGGAGACUCUGUACAACUUGGAGUUUUUGAUCAACCAGGCUGUGUUUCCAGGGCUGCAGGGAGGACCACACAACAAUAAUAUUGCAGGUGUUGCUGUGGCUCUCAAACAAGCCAUGACACCAGAGUUCAAGGCUUACCAGCUGCAGGUUCUGGCUAACUGCAAAGCUCUGUCCAGCGCCCUCAUGGACCUCGGGUAUAAGAUUGUCACUGGUGGAUCUGAUAACCAUCUGAUCCUGCUGGACUUGCGCAAUAAAGGAGCUGAUGAAAGACUAGCUGAGAAGGUCUUGCAAGCCUGCGCUAUUUCUUGCAACAAGAGCACCUGCCUAGGUUUUAAGAGCGCUUCGCUUCCAAGUGGUCUGAAGUUAGGCUCUCCAGCUCUGACCUCCAGAGGUUUGAGAGAGGAGGACUUCAAGAAAGUGGCGCACUUCGUUCAUAGAGGUAUUGAGCUGGCGUUGGAAGUGCAGAGAAGUCUGGACCCCACGGCCACCCUGAAGGAGUUCAUCCAGGCGUUGGCUCAGGGAGAGAAGUUCCAGCAGCGGGUGGCAGAGGUCAGGGCAGAGGUGGAGGCUUUCUCCAGGCAGUUCCCCAUGCCUGGCCUUCCUGAGCUGUAGAGAACAGACUCUUACUGCUUACUGCUCAAAUCAAGAGGCUUGUUGACAUCUUGUUGACAAGUGGUGGUCAUUUAUGGUGUAAAACGAAAAUGCUUGUAGGCUACUCUUAAUUAACAAGAAGGAGAUCUGUGAUUUUCACUCAAUCAGCACUUUUAUUAGAUCCUACAGGAGAGUAAAUGUAACUGACUUUUUUCCCUUGUUGUCAAGUUGUACAGAGUGAUAAAGAGAAGUUUCUUUUGAAAUUUAAUUUAACAAUGCACCCCCUAAGGUCAUAAAGGAAACUGUUAUCUACAGAAUACAUGAAUACAGAAAAACCUGUAAAAUAAACCCAAGAAGUGCAUAAAAAAUGUAUGAAUAUAAGAAAGUGAAACUCAAAUAAAAUGAACUGGAUUUUAAAUGUAUAUAAAGAAAAACUCACCAAAUAUUUUUAUAAAGACAAUGACAUUUUUGCCCACAAAAAUAACAAUCAACCCACCACUAUAGAGAUGUGAAGUUCUACAAAAAAAA
Molecule: messenger RNA, 2228 nt
Organism: Fundulus heteroclitus (mummichog)
Lineage: Eukaryota; Metazoa; Chordata; Actinopteri; Cyprinodontiformes; Fundulidae
Product: serine hydroxymethyltransferase, cytosolic
Exons: 12
Coding region: 270-1721 (483 amino acids)
Biological process (GO): L-serine catabolic process; protein homotetramerization; folic acid metabolic process
Cellular component (GO): cytosol; nucleus; cytoplasm
Molecular function (GO): mRNA regulatory element binding translation repressor activity; serine binding; mRNA 5'-UTR binding
Source: RefSeq, a predicted model, not a curated record